AUGAAAAACAGGCCUAAGCACAGAGUUCAGAGUCCAUUGGAGAGGCGGCCUAGCCCGAUCAGCAUGGACAGACCUGAGAUGGAGUCCAGGCCCUAUGAAUUCCUUCUUCACGGAAAGCCUUCCCAAUAUACAGUGCCUUUAAGGAAAUGGCAACCCACUCCAGCAAUCUUGCCUGGAAAAUUCCAUGGAUGGAGGAGCCUGGUGGGCUACAGUCUAUGGGGUUGCAAAGAGACGGAUACAACUGAGCAACUUCACUUUUUCACUUUAACCCCCUUCUGGGGCAGCUUCCAGCCUUUUUCCAAGCAGACUGCCCAAGGGAAACUUCUGGGCUUUCACAUUGAAGAGCUAACCACACCCACACCCCUCACCCUGGUUUUGGUUAAACUGUUACAUAAACCUCUGCCCUGGCUAUUCUGCUAA
This is a messenger RNA of Rangifer tarandus platyrhynchus (Svalbard reindeer), 420 nucleotides long. NCBI's taxonomy places the organism in Eukaryota, Metazoa, Chordata, Mammalia, Artiodactyla, Cervidae. The record is from the annotation of a GenBank genome assembly.